UGAAGGGCAAAAAUAGCUGAGCUUAGAAGCAAGCAUGUCUUUGGAAGAGCCUACUUCUUCACCACCCCAAGUUCUUGUUACUGGAGCCUCUGGUUAUGUAGCAUCACAUCUUGUUCAACACUUGCUCGUUGGAGGUAAAGUUAAAGUACGAGGUACUGUACGUAGUCUGAAGAAUGAGUCCAAGAGUGCCCCACUGAUGAAACUGGUACCAGAUGCAAAGUAUCCACUGGAACUAGUUGAAGCUGAUUUACUUAACGAGGAAUCAUGGAUAGAAGCAGUUAAGGGAUGUGACUAUGUGUAUCACGUAGCAUCUCCACUCCCUAAUCUGGGUACACAAAUUUCAGACGAAAACAUUCUCAUAAAGCCAGCAGUAGAUGGUACACUGAAUGUACUUAAAGCUUGUGUUGCAGCUGGUACUGUCAAACGUGUCGUAGUCACCAGUUCGGUUGCUGCAGUUUCUGGUGGUUUUAUAGCUCCACGGGACACGCCAUACACUGAAGAGGAUUGGGUUGAUGAAUCGACAGUUCCUGCAUAUGAAAAGAGCAAGGCACUUGCAGAGAAAGCUGCCUGGGAUUUCGUUGAAAAACUUGAUGAAGACAAGAAAUUUGAACUAGCCGUAAUCAACCCAACUGCUAUACUGGGCCCUCCAUUGACAAGAGCCACAGCAGAUGCAGCAUCAGUUGAUGCUAUGAAGAAAGUUCUUACAAAGGAAGUACCAGUUCUCAUUCACAUCAGCCUAGCAAUAAUUGAUGUGAGGGAUCUUGCCGCCAUUCACAUUGCAGCAAUGGAGACUCCAGAGGCAGCAGGCCAGAGAUACAUUGCAACUGGUGAGAAUCUCUGGUGGAAGGAGCUAGCUGAUAUUAUGGCUGAAGAAUUUGGUCCACAAGGUUACAAGCCCACAUCUUAUGUAAUGCCUAAAUUUGGUGUUGCCAUUAUGAAAGUUUUUAAUAGCUUCCUCCGUCGCAUCUAUCCAAUGAUUGGAACCGAAAUAAAAUUCAGCAAUACCAAGAUGAUAUCUCAAUUAGGAAUCCAACCAAGGGAUCCUAAAACAACAGUCAUUGAUAUGUGCUACGGAUUGAUUGAGAUUGGAGCUGUCGAGAAGAAAGCAAGGUACAGAGGACCUCCCAAAGCAGAGAACACAUAAAGCAAAAAACUGAAGAAUAACUAAGAAUUGACAUAAUUAAAUUAGCUACAUAAUUAUUGCUAAUAUUAAUUGUAGUUGAGUUCUCCCUUGUACUCCUUUAACAAAGAAUCCAUUGGAUAUU
Messenger RNA from Amphimedon queenslandica, 1265 nucleotides. RefSeq names its product anthocyanidin reductase-like. Bases 35 to 1144 code for a protein of 369 amino acids. Gene Ontology annotation, molecular function: oxidoreductase activity, acting on the CH-OH group of donors, NAD or NADP as acceptor. NCBI's taxonomy places the organism in Eukaryota, Metazoa, Porifera, Demospongiae, Haplosclerida, Niphatidae. The transcript has a single exon. The record is from RefSeq and is a predicted model, not a curated record.